Hyaloscypha bicolor E is the source of this 1576-nucleotide messenger RNA. RefSeq lists its product as uncharacterized. NCBI's taxonomy places the organism in Eukaryota, Fungi, Ascomycota, Leotiomycetes, Helotiales, Hyaloscyphaceae. Gene Ontology annotation, biological process: positive regulation of proteasomal ubiquitin-dependent protein catabolic process; protein polyubiquitination; ubiquitin-dependent protein catabolic process. The record is from RefSeq and is a predicted model, not a curated record. Gene Ontology annotation, cellular component: ubiquitin ligase complex; cytoplasm. Bases 159 to 1439 code for a protein of 426 amino acids. The transcript is spliced from 4 exons. Gene Ontology annotation, molecular function: zinc ion binding; ubiquitin protein ligase activity; ubiquitin conjugating enzyme binding.
ACAUUCAAGAAUUGAUUUUUCGUGACGUGUCAUGCAUGAGAGCCAGAAAUGUGUCUCAAUCGAUCGAGGCAGAUUCGGCUGGCUCCUGUCGAGUGUAAACUGCCCUUCAUUAGAGGCUCCUCCUGGUCCGUUCUCUCUCGAACACUGGAUUUGCGACAAUGGAUGACCGCCACUUCGAAUACUGGAAAGUCUGCUGGAAGAUCAAUUUGUUCUUUCAGGAAUCCGUUGUGCGUGUUCAAAGGUGCGUUGUCUGUCAGCAAGCGGAGGGAAACGGGGACAGGAUUUGGAGAUCAGCAUUUUGGCGGGAAGCGACCACCUGCUCAGCCGGACAUUCUCAGCUACAGCCUUCCGACACCCCCGAACAUGAGCCGGUGGUAUGCGCCAGGUGCGAACAGACCUUUGUAUUUGAUGUUGUAAAGGGGAAGCAUACUUGCCAAGUUCAAGACUGUAGGCGAAUCUUGAGGGUUGACAUCGAUAUUGUGAGAGGAAAACUCAACCCCAGAGCUUCAACCAACUUCACCUUGGAGAAAGACCCGGCCAAGCUGUUGAGAACAUUUCUCUCGUUCGUUCAACAAUGUCGGGUGUACGAAUGCGUCGUAUGUUCCGAUGAUGCACCAUAUCCUGAGGACAUAGCUAUCGCCUACAAACCACCGUCGGCGGCUUGCAAGCACAACAGAAACGCAUGCAAUGGAUGUCUAACGACGGGAUUUGAGUCUGCCAUUCGUGGAGGCACUUUACAAGACCUUGUCUGCCCGGAUUCAGAGUGCCGAAAUCCUAUAUCGAAGGGAGACAUUCGACUUCUGGUGUCUCCGGAGGUUUUCAGAAUCUAUAGUAUGAAGCUCGCCAACGAGGCUCUUUCUAAGCACGAAAACUUUCGCUGGUGCACUUGUGGCAAGGGACAGAUUCAUGGACCAGGCAAAACAAAACCAGAGUGGAAAUGUGUCAUGUGCAAGAAACGACAUUGCUUUAUAUGCCCAAGCGAGAUUGAGCUCUGCUCCCAUCUCCGGACCAUUGACGACCUCGAGCGACGGACCAAAGCGCAGAAGAAGCAAGCAGCAAUUCACGCAUUUGCGUUCUCCAAAAAAAGACAAGAGACUCAACGCAAAGCGGAAGCAGCGAAAGCUACGAAGGCUACGGUGGCGAGAACGACGAAGAAGUGUCCAAAGGCCGGUUGUGGCAACAUGAUUGAGCGAAAAGGGGGGUGUUCCCACUUCAGGUGCCCCGAAGGAAAGCCGCCGAACGUGUGCAACACCCAUUUCUGCUGGGAGUGCAAAGUUAUCCGGCCAGGCGGAGCGGCGAUUCAUUUGACCACUUGCCGUUCGCAAAGCCUAAAUAAAAAGAAGAAGGAGGAUUUGGAUACCACCGGUUACGCGGCAGAUUGGGAUAAGGAUCCUGGAUAUGACUUUGCUCUGGAUGCGGACUUAAAGCACUACUCGUAAUUGGUGUUGGUAUGGGCUUCUCACCAAUCAGUCAGGCUCGGCAAUGAUACCGAAUUUCGGUUAUUGAUCCGUAUUAAUACCAGAAUCAUAAGGUAUCAAUACUAUCGAUACCAGAAUCGAGGACCCCCCUGUCUAAC